GUCGGACAUCGUCCUCGUCUUCUCCAGCCCUUAACCCACCCCUACUUUCCUUCCUCUGCCUUUGCUUCAAGGAGAAACCGAAGGACUAUCAGAUGUGGAAAACACACUAACAAAAGCCAGCCCUUUCAAUACCAAGGGUCCUAUGCUUCAUCAGGUAAUAAAGCUCUUACAAUCAAAAUACCACUACAAAGAAGAGGCAGAAAUCAUCUGUGAUAAAGUUCAGGUUAAACUCAGCAAGGAAUGCUUUCAUCCUUACAGUACAUGCAUUACAGAUGUGAGGACUUCACACUGGGAAGAAGCAAUCCAGGAAACCAAAGGUGGUACUGACAAUAGGAAACUGGCAGAAGAAUGUUAUUUCCUGUGGAAAUCUACACGUUUACAGCAUAUGAUCCUAGCAGAAGAUGUCAAAGCCAUGCUCACUGAACUUCGCAAAGAGGUCCGCCUACUCUUGUUAACAAAUGGUGACAGACAGACACAGAGGGAGAAGAUAGAGGCUUGUGCCUGUCAGUCUUACUUUGAUGCUAUUGUUGUCGGAGGAGAGCAGAAAGAGGAGAAACCAGCACCUUCCAUAUUUUAUCACUGCUGUGAUCUCCUUGGAGUGCAGCCAGGAGACUGCGUGAUGGUCGGUGACACACUAGAAACCGAUAUACAAGGAGGCCUCAAUGCAGGACUGAAAGCCACAGUCUGGAUAAACAAGAGUGGAAGGGUGCCGCUGACGUCAUCCCCCAUGCCUCACUAUAUGGUUUCCUCUGUGCUGGAAUUACCUGCUCUCUUACAAAGCAUAGAUUGCAAAGUCAGCAUGUCUGUGUAGCACACAGAGGAACACAGCAACCAAGUGCAAAGCCAGUUGACAGGGGUAGAACUAAUGAACACCGAGGCAUUCUGUGUCUGUUUUCAGUUCCAAGAAUAAUGUAAGUGAGGGAUUCACUGCCAUGCUGUGAAGAUCCUCCCAACCCUGCUGCUGUUGAUAACCAUAGGCUUGUGCUCACAUCUGAAAUCCAGGUUUUAAUUGUGUAGUCCAGAAAACUUGAAGGAAGGCAGGAUAGCUUACAUGUGGAUAUGAAGGUACUGGUUUACAGCAUAGAAAUAGAUAUUUUUUUAAAAAAUAGAUAUUCUAAAAUAGAGAUUCAAGCAACUAAAUCAGGUUGGCAUAAGUACUAAAUCAUAAAAAUCAAAACAUUUCAUAGUGAAAUUUUGCAUAUUUUAGACAAUUUUUUUGUUAAAAUAUUUUGCCUACUUUCAAUGUGUACGUUCUUAUCUAUAUGAUUUUUCUGCAUGAAUUUUGAAGGGCUUAAUUUUUUGUGGUGUGAACAUAACAGAUUGCUAUCAUUUGGAAAAAAAUAAUAAAAAUCAACCCAUGGUGCUCCUUUUCCACACCAUUUUGAUAA
Molecule: messenger RNA, 1388 nt
Organism: Peromyscus eremicus (cactus mouse)
Lineage: Eukaryota; Metazoa; Chordata; Mammalia; Rodentia; Cricetidae
Gene: Nanp
Product: N-acetylneuraminic acid phosphatase
Exons: 2
Coding region: 143-811 (222 amino acids)
Molecular function (GO): hydrolase activity
Source: RefSeq, a predicted model, not a curated record